This is a messenger RNA of Mustela lutreola (European mink), 1718 nucleotides long. It is a transcript of the gene CLDN25, whose product is annotated as claudin 25. Lineage: Eukaryota; Metazoa; Chordata; Mammalia; Carnivora; Mustelidae. The transcript has a single exon. Gene Ontology annotation, biological process: cell adhesion; bicellular tight junction assembly. Gene Ontology annotation, cellular component: plasma membrane; bicellular tight junction. Gene Ontology annotation, molecular function: structural molecule activity. The coding region runs from base 140 to 826 and encodes 228 amino acids. The record is from RefSeq and is a predicted model, not a curated record.
CCUGCCUCAGCUGCUGCCUAAAAACUGAAACAAGAGCCCUCAAUGAAAGAUCUUCCACUGGGCCACCCCCAAAGUACACCCGCUAACCCGUCACCAAGCCAUCUGUCAUUUGCUUUCUGCCUCUGUAGCGGGAGCAGCCAUGGCCUGGAGUCUCCGCGGGAAAACCCAGCUUGGAGGACUGCUCCUCUCUCUCCUCGGCUGGGUCUGCUCCUGUGUCGCCACCAUCCUACCGCAGUGGAAGACUCUCAGUCUGGACCUGAACGAAAUGGAGACCUGGGUCAUGGGACUUUGGGAGGUCUGCGUGAAUCAGGAGGAAGUUGCCGUGUGCAAGGCCUUUGAGUCCUUCUUGUCUCUGCCCCAGGAACUCCAGGUAUCCCGCAUCCUGAUGGCAGCCUCCCACGGGCUGGGGCUACUGGGGCUUCUGCUCUCUGGCUUCGGGUCCGAAUGCUUCCAGUUGCACAGGAUCAGAUGGGUAUUUAAAAGACGGCUUUGUCUCCUGGGAGGGACUCUGGAAGCAUCAGCUGCAGCCACUACCCUCCUCCCAGUCUCUUGGGUGGCCUACACCACCGUCCAAGACUUCUGGGAUAAUAGCAUCCCUGAGAUUGUGCCUCGCUGGGAGUUUGGAGAUGCCCUCUACCUGGGCUGGGCUGCUGGGAUUUUCCUGGCCCUCGGUGGGUUAGUCCUCAUCUUCUCAGUGUGUCUGGGAAAAGAAGAUGUGCCCUCCCUCCAGAUGGCUGGCCCUACAGCCCCACCAUUCUAUGCCCCAGCGGACGAGUCCAGUGCCUCCUUCUAUCUAACACCAAGACCCAGGAACCUAUUCAUCUAGGAACUGCUCCUGCCAAGGAACAUGUGGAAUAAAGGAAUGUCGGUAGAAUCUUUUCUCUUCCUUAUCCUCUGCCACUCUACAUUUAGUUCCCUCACAUGGGGGUGGUAGUCACUGUCCCAUUGGUUAAGGAUUUGACUAUCUUGGUGAUAUGGUGAUCCAUAAUUUUGGAAUAAAAAAUCAAGGCACAGGGCACCUGGAUUGUUCAGUCGGUUAAGCGUCUGCCUUUGGCUCAGGUCAUGAUCCCAGGGUCCUGGGAUCGAGCCCCACAUUAGGGUCCUGCUCAGCGGAAAGCCUGCUUUUCCCUCUGCCUCUGCCUGCCUCUCUGCCUGCUUGUGCUCUCUAUCUCUCUGUCAAAUAAAUAAAAUCUUUUUUAAAAAAUCAAGGCAGAAUUUCUAAUGAACAUGUUUUUAUGACUUAGAUUUUACUUGUUUUAAAUGCUUUUAAACUCAUAACAUUAAUUAUAUACUCCAUUCAUUACUAAAUAUAUUGCAAAAUUACAACUAUCAUAGGAAAUCUAAGUGUGAAUAGCCACUAUAGAUAUGAAUGGAAAUGCUGUGGGGUGCCUGGGUGGCUCAGUCAGUUAAGCAUCUGCCUUUGGCUCAGGUCAUGAUCUUGGGGUCCUGGGAUAGAGCCUGUGUCAGGCUCCCAGCUCAAUGGGGAGUCUGCUUCUCCCUCUCCCUCUGGCCCUCCCUCCACUCACAAUUGUGUCCAGGCUCUCUCUCUCUCUUUCAAAUAAAUAAAAACCAGCGCACCUGGGUGGCUCAGUGGGUUAAAGCCUCUGCCUUCAGCUCAGGUCAUAAUCUCAGAGUCCUGGGAUCGAGCCCCACAUUGGGCUCUCUGCUCUGCGGGGAGCCUGCUUUCCCCUCUCUCUCUGCCUGCCUCUCUGCCUACU